AUGAUUCCUCCAGAUGAAGCCAACGACCCUGAGAAGAAAAAGUCAACCUGGACGGUGAUACAGGAGUGGUACGUCCUAGAGCUGGCGAGCAUGCUCGUCGCAGCGGGAUGCGUGGUCGCGACGGUGAUCGUCCUCCGGCGCUACGACCGCCGCCCGCAGCCCGCGUGGCGGUAUAUGUCGCUCAACGCCCUCAUCUCCUGGCUCAGCACCAUCUCCAAGGCGUGUAUCCUGUUUGCCGUGAGCGAGGCGCUAGGCCAGCUGAAAUGGGUGUGGUUCGCGCAGGGCCGUCGGCGGCCUCUACCGAAUCUGCAGACGUUUGACUCAGCCAGUCGGGGGCUGUACGGCAGCGCGCAGUUAAUUUGGAUGCUCAGGGGACGACAUUUUGCUAUCUGGGGAAGUUUGGCGGUGAUUCUCGCCUUGGCGUAUGACCCAUCGGUCCAGAACCUGAUCCACUAUUACUCGGAUCUGAUGGAAGAUGCUCAUCAGCAGGCGUGGGUAGCGAAUACCUCGACGUACGCUUCGUAUGGAAGCGGGAUGCUGGGGAGUGAUCCGUGGGUGGACCCCGUCCUCAAGGGCAACGUCUACAAUGCACUCUUCAACCUGGACGACACCCGCCCGUGGGCCACGCCGCAUUAUGUCUGCAGCUCGGGGAACUGCACGUGGAGCCCCGUGGCGGCGCUAGGAGCGCGAGCACUGUGCUCCGACGUGACGCAGCACCUGGAGACCAAGAAUGCCUCGGUGGAGACUGGGGGCGGGCUGAAGAACACGGUGUUUCUCCCCAACUCCACCGUCACGGUCUGGUUCAACGCCUCCUACGUUGGAGACCAGGUCUACAUGGCCAUGGACACCGUCGACCCGCGGCUCGCCCGCGUCUACAACAACGCCACCUACCCGCCGAUCCAGUUCAUCGCCCCGCGCGGCUACAACAGCAGUAGCGGCGACCGCUAUCCGCGGCUAACGUCGAUGUCUCAAUUUCAGGCCACGGAGUGCAGUCUCGAGCCCACCGUGUAUAGCUUCAAUGCCAGUGUCCACAGUAACGUGUAUCGCGAAGAAAUCCUCACGGUGUGGUCCAGAGACAUGAGAGCGCAGUCAACGAAGAGGGGUGUGAUGCCCCCGUUCAAGGGCUCCCCGCCCGGCUGGGGUACUGCUGAAGGCAUAAUGCAGCCCAACCAGACCUUUCUCAUCACCGACACCGCCAGCAGCGGUCUGGGCACCUUCCUCCAGUACCUCUUCGCGGGAUCCUAUCGCGUGACGGGCUCCAAGACCCGACUGCAGGUCGACCAGGGCACCGCCUACGCCACCGCCGAUACCAUCCAGGCCCUCAUGAGCGGCAACAUGACCGGCUGCUCCAUGCAGACGUCCGACAAAUUUGCCUGCGCGAUGCGCAACGUCGCCGCUGCUGUGACCAAGUCCUUCCGCGACGCCGCGUACAUCGCUGCGGACUCGGAUGUCGCGGCAGCUAACAUGACAGCAGGUCAUGGCUGGGUCAACCAGACUUACGUUGAGGUGCAUUGGCAGUGGGUCACGCUGCCGGUCGUGGUAUGGGUGCUCGGGUUGCUGACGCUGCUGGGCGCGGGGUGGAAGACGCGUCGGAGUGAGGUGCCGAGCUGGCGGAAUAAUCCGAUGCCGUUGCUGUUUCUGUAUCGGGAGGGCAAGUGGGAGGGGGGGCAUACAAAUGAGGAACUUAUUUCUAGACGAGAUGAUGCGGCAGUGAUGUUGUGCAAAGAUAAUGGUGGCUUUGUGUUGGCGUGA
This is a messenger RNA of Aspergillus uvarum CBS 121591, 1752 nucleotides long. RefSeq names its product DUF3176 domain-containing protein. The coding region runs from base 1 to 1752 and encodes 583 amino acids. The transcript is spliced from 3 exons. NCBI's taxonomy places the organism in Eukaryota, Fungi, Ascomycota, Eurotiomycetes, Eurotiales, Aspergillaceae. The record is from RefSeq and is a predicted model, not a curated record.